AUGAAUCAUUCACCUUUGAAAAGUGAUAUAAACUCUACAGUUAGAGAUGAUUAAAUAAGACUUAAUAUGGGAGGUUUCAAGUUUUCUGCUCAACAAUUAUAAAAUAUAUUCACUCUCAAUCAAAGAAGAAGGAUGUGUGAAGAAAUAGACUUUCUUGAGUAGUUAGGAGGUUUAGGUAAUGGUUUUUCAUCAUUUUUUAGAUAGUUUAUUAGAUGGAUUAUGUACAUCUAUUAAUGGAGGAAUAGUGAGUGAUGACAUUAACAAAAGGACAGAAUUAUAUGGUCAUAAUAAAAGGGUUGUACGGCCACCUUAAACAUAUUGUGAAUUAUUAAUGGAUGCUAUGGGAGACUUUACUAUGAGAGUCCUUACUGUAGCUGCAUUUGCUAGUAUUGUUAUUUAAGUUGCAACUGCAGAUGACGAUCAUCGAUCUUUAGCUUGGAUUGAAGGAUUUGCUAUCUUUAUAGCUGUGCUGGUAUGUACUAAUGUUGCUGCAUUGAAUGAUUACUCUAAAGAAAAAUAAUUUAGGAAGUUAAAUGCUGUAAGUGAGUAGUCUAAAAUUGUAACUAUCAUACGAGAUGGAAAAGAGCAUAGAUUACAUGAAGAAAAUUGCUUAGUUGGUGAUAUAGUCAAAUUAGUUGAAGGUAUGGAGAUACCAGCAGAUGGAAUACUAAUAGAGGCUUCAGAAAUAAAAAUGGAUGAAUCAUCUAUGACAGGAGAAACUAAUUCAAUUAAGAAAGGUACAAUAAAACAAUGUUUACAUAAAAAGGAAGAAUUAAUAAAUGAAGGAGCUGAAUUUGGAGAAAAGGAUAGGUUUCUAAUUCCAUCUCCAGCUCUUUUAUCUGGUACUAGAGUCUUAGAAGGAGAAGGACUAUUUCUUGUUUGUGUUGUUGGAGAUCUAUCGUGUUUAGGUUAAAUCAAAGCUUCAUUAGAAUAGGAUGACGAUGAAGAAACACCUCUUUAAUAAAAAUUAACCAUUAUUGCUGAAGAUAUUGGAAAACUAGGAUUAUAUGCUGCUAUAUUGAUUGUAAUUGUACUGAUGAUCAGAUUGGCUAUUGAAAGAGGUAUAGAAGGAGAAUGGAAUCAUAACAAACAUUGGAUGGAAAUUCUUAAUUUCAUCAUUUUAGGAAUCACUGUUUUAGCUGUCGCCAUUCCAGAAGGUUUACCAUUAUCAGUCACUAUUUCUUUAGCAUAUUCAGUUUCAAAAAUGAUGAAUGAUAAGAAUUUAGUAAGGAAAAUGUAUGCUUGUGAAACUAUGGGAGGAGCUGAUUCAAUCUGUUCUGAUAAAACGGGAACUUUGACUAUGAAUAAAAUGACUCUAACUAAAAUGUGGAAUUAAAAUUAUAUUGAAGUUAACUAUUUGGCAAAAGAGUAAGACUUGACAGUUUUUGGUAAAAUCAAAUAAUUAAUGAUUGAAUCAAUAUGCUGUAAUUCUUCUGCUGAGUUAGAUCCUGAAUAAGGAUCAAAAACUGAAGUAGCUUUAUUAGAAUACAUAAGAAGAGGAUAAGUUGAUUACAAAAGCGUUAAAAGUUCAGUCAAAUAUCUACAAAAAAUACCUUUUAAUUCUGGAAGAAAGAGAAUGAGUGUAAUAGUUUCGACUUAAAGGAACGGUUUACCUGUAAAUCGUUUGUACAUUAAGGGAGCUAGUGAAAUAAUAAUAAAAGGGCUAACUCAUCAUCAUACAUUAAAUGAUGAAAUAAUAGGAUUAUAAGAAUAAGAUAUAAAAAAGAUAGAAAAUAUAAUAAGCGAGAUGGCAAAGUAAUCACUAAGAACAAUCUGUGUAGCUUAUAAAGAUUUGAAUGGUAAUGAAGAUUUGGUGAGUAAUGAUGGUAAAGUGUAUUAAGUAGAAAAAGAAAACUUGACUUUUUUAUGUUUAUUAGGAAUAAUGGAUAAUUUAAGAGAAGGAGUAAAAGAGGCAGUAACUUUAUGUAAGAAAGCAGGAAUAAAAGUUAGAAUGGUUACAGGAGAUAAUUCUGAAACAGCAAGAGCAAUAGCUUUAUCAUGUGGUAUUAUAGAAGCUGGAGAUAGUAGAGCAAUAGUAAUGGAAGGUUCUGAAUUUAUGAAUAAGAUAGGAGGAAUAGUUUGCAAGAAUUGUAAUACAGAAUCUUGUAAAUGUGCAAGAACUUAAAGUGAAGCUGAGAAAAAUGGAACUUAAUUAAGAGUAGAUACAUUAGGUGAUUUGGGAUCAUUUAAGAAAUUAUAUCCAUAAAUAGCAGUUUUGGCACGUUCAAGACCAACAGAUAAAUAUGCAAUGAUUGUAGGAUUAAAAGAUUGUGAACAUAUUGUAGCAGUUACUGGUGAUGGUACAAAUGAUGCUCCUGCUUUAAAAAAGGCUGAUGUUGGAUUUGCUAUGGGAAUUUCAGGUACAUAAGUAGCCAAGGAUGCAGCUGCUAUUAUUCUUAUGGAAGAUAAUUUCAGUGAUAUUGUUAAAGCUGUUAUGUGGGGUAGAAACAUUUUCUAAUCUAUUCGUAAAUUCUUAUAAUUUUAAUUAACUGUGAAUGUUGUAGCUGUAGGAUUGACUUUAAUAGUUUCUGCUGUACUGAAAUAAGAAGUUUUAAAACCUAUUUAAAUGUUGUGGGUCAAUCUUAUUAUGGAUUCUUUUGCCUCAUUAGCCUUAGCAACUGAACCUCCUAGUCCUAUUCUAUUGAAUGAUAAACCAUAUUCAAGAUCUUAAUCAAUUAUUACUAAGAAAAUGCUUAAACAUAUCUUUGGUUAAGCAACAUUUCAAAUUGCUAUUAUGCUAAUUGCUGUAUUCUUAGCUCCACAUUUUGUUCCAGAAUAUAAAGAUGAAUUUGAUGAUUUAAUUAUAGAAUUCUUUCAAAAGAAUAAUUAAACUUAGCUACCAUCUAGUUUUUAUCAUCCAAAAUACGAUAAGGAUUAUUUACCUGAUUAAUAUAUGAUUAGAAGUGGAAGAAUGCUUACUGUAGAAGGUGAAGAUGAUUAUGAACCUGUCUAUAGAGAAUUUAUGGUUCCAAGUAGACAUUUCACUUUCAUCUUCAAUAUGUUUGUUAUGAUGCAAAUAUUCAAUUUCUUAAACAGUAGAAAAUUAAAUGAUGAAUUCAAUAUUUUCUAAAAUAUUGGCAAUAAGUAUAAUCAUUCAUUUAAUUUAGUUCUCUAUUUAUUAUUAUUGUAUUCCUUAUCUUUGCCCUCUAAAUUAUUUUGAUUACUUUCGCUGGUAUUGCUUUCUCAUGCUAUACCUAUUAUGGAUUAACCAUUUAAUAAUGGCUAAUCUGUGUGCUUAUUGGGGCUAUUGGAUGGAUUGUUAGUGCUCUAUUAAAAUUAAUACCAGAAUAAGCUGUAUAAAAUUUAUAUAUAUAUAUUUUAACAGAUCUGCCCAGAUUCUAUUGAAUAAGUAUCGACAGAAUAAGAACAGAGAAAACCUUCUGGUAUUUUAGAAUUACGUCGUGGUUCCUCGAUUAGACGUUCACAAAGACAUCAAGAGAUUUAACUUUGA
Molecule: messenger RNA, 3451 nt
Organism: Paramecium sonneborni
Lineage: Eukaryota; Ciliophora; Oligohymenophorea; Peniculida; Parameciidae
Source: the annotation of a GenBank genome assembly